AUAGACCGCCGCCCGGCCGUGACUAGAAUUCUCGUCAACCCCCCGCCAUCGUCAUCGGUCACAGCCUCAGAUCUGCCGUUCCCCGCCGGACGGCCCUCGCGUACGGUUCAUCGACCACGACCAGACCUCCUCCAACCCGACAGGCGCGACCGCCCAGAGUCCAGACGAGUGUGCUCUGCUCCCUCCUUUCAACGCCACGGCCUCGCCAGCUCGCCGUCCUUCCCAGAUCUGACCACCUCGUGUUCCCGUUCCCUCGCGCAUCCCGCCCAGUCCACUCCGACGGCCGCCCCGUCCCCUUCUUAACUCCGCCACCCCGAUCCGGCCCCGCACUCCACCACCGCCCCCCACAGGUUCGCCGCUAGCUCCAGCCAGCAGACCUCCCGUCGCCAUGGCAGCGGCGCUCCUCCUCCUGCUGCUCACGCCCGCCGGCCUCCUCGCCGCCCUCGCCUUCCUGGCGCGCCCCCGCGCGGCGCGCGUCCCUCUCAAGGGCCGCCACGUCUUCAUCACGGGCGGGUCCAGCGGCAUCGGGCUCGCCAUGGCCACCGCCGCGGCGCGGGAGGGCGCGCGGGUCUCCAUCCUGGCCCGCAACCUCGCCCGCCUCGAGGAGGCGCGCGCCGCCAUCCAGCGCGACUCCGGUCGCGGCGACGUCGGCGUCCACGCCGCCGACGUGCGGGACGCGGCCGCCGUGGAGCGCGCGCUCCGGGAGGCCGGGCCCGUCGACGUGCUGGUCUGCAACCACGGCGUGUUCGUGCCGCAGGAGCUCGAGAGGCAGGACAUGGAGGAGAUCAAGUGGAUGGUGGACAUCAACCUCAUGGGCACCUUCCACCUCAUCAAGGCCGCGCUCCCCGCCAUGAAGGCGCGCACCCGCGAGACGCGCCUCCCUGGGUCAAUCGCGAUCAUGUCCUCGCAGGCUGGCCAGGUUGGUAUCUAUGGGUACACUGCGUAUUCAGCGAGCAAAUUUGCACUUCGUGGAUUGGGAGAGGCGCUGCAGCAUGAAGUCAUCACCGACAACAUUCAUGUCUCGUUGAUUUUCCCUCCUGACACUGAGACUCCGGGUUUGGAAGAGGAGCAUAAGAGGAGGCCAGAAUUGACGAACAUCAUAGCGGGUUCAUCUGGUGGAAUGAAGGCCAAUGAUGUUGCGAAGAAGGCUCUGGAUGGCAUCAAAUCUGCGAAGUUUAUUGUCCCCUGCAACUUUGAGGGUGCAAUGUUGGCCGUAGCAACUGCUGGUUUAUCCCCGCAGAGUUCACCGGUAAUGGCAUUCCUAGAGGUGAUUGGUGCUGGACUCAUGCGGUUUGCAGCGCUUUGUUUCCAGUGGAAUUGGUUCUCUACGAUAGAGGGCUACUAUGCCAAGAACAAGAAGCGCGAGUAAGAACAAACAUACAAAAUGACAAACAUGGACAUAAUUUUCUUGAGUCCAUGGGAGCUAAAAGGUCAAAUAAAUCAUCUUGUUGGCAACACCUGAUCUGAAUGUAGUGGGUAUGCAGAGAAGCUGUAGUUCUGCUUCUCAUUUUUAUCUUUGCUUCGUCGACUUUGAGAUCUUGUGUACGAUGUAUAUUUCACAUUUCAGGAAAAAACACAAUAAAGGCACAAAUUUCAUGGAUUAGUGAUUUGACCCA
Messenger RNA from Setaria italica (foxtail millet), 1616 nucleotides. RefSeq names its product 3-dehydrosphinganine reductase TSC10A. Gene Ontology annotation, cellular component: endoplasmic reticulum membrane. The record is from RefSeq and is a predicted model, not a curated record. Gene Ontology annotation, molecular function: 3-dehydrosphinganine reductase activity. The transcript is spliced from 3 exons. Lineage: Eukaryota; Viridiplantae; Streptophyta; Magnoliopsida; Poales; Poaceae. Gene Ontology annotation, biological process: sphingolipid biosynthetic process. The coding region runs from base 389 to 1369 and encodes 326 amino acids.